UUGUGGGUAGUUUUCUAGUUCAGGGUGAAUAGCCAGGCGAUGUAAGAUGGCGGUGAAUAGUAGGUCUAAGAAUUUACAAGCAAUGAACAUUACGUCGUUAUUUAGUCGAAUACACGGCGCAUUUUCCGAAGCGAUGGCACCUCCCAAGUUUGUGAUCGACCGACGGACUAUCGAGAAGACGUGGAAGCUUAUGGACAAAGUGGUCAAGCUGUGCCAGCACUCGCGAAUGAACCUAAAAAAUAGCCCGCCGUUCAUUUUGGACAUCCUGCCGGAUACGUACCAGCAUCUGCGGGUGAUCUACAGUAAGCACGAAGACAAAAUGCACUUGCUGAACGACAACGAGUACUUUCGUGUGUUCAUUGAGAACCUGAACAGGAAGUGCAAACAGGCGAUCAAGCUUUUCAAGGAGGGAAAAGAGAGGAUGUUCGACGAGACGUCGCACUUUCGGAGGAACCUCACCAAACUGAGCCUAGUGUUUAGCCACAUGCUGUCCGAACUGAAAGCCAUUUACCCCAACGGCGUUUUUUGUGGCGACACUUUUCGGAUAACCAAAAGUGACGCGUCCGAGUUCUGGAAAAACGCGUUCGGGGACCGGACUGUCGUAGCGUGGCGGGUUUUUCGACAAACGCUUCACGAAGUCCAUCCCAUCAGUUCUGGGCUUGAAGCAAUGGCACUCAAGUCCACCAUUGACCUCACCUGCAAUGACUAUAUUUCAAAUUUCGAGUUUGAUGUGUUCACAAGGUUAUUUCAGCCCUGGUCAACACUUCUUAGAAAUUGGCAAAUCCUGGCAGUUACCCACCCUGGCUAUGUUGCCUUCCUUACAUAUGAUGAGGUCAAGGCACGUCUGUACAAAUACAUUAACAAGCCAGGAAGCUACGUAUUCCGGCUAAGCUGUACAAGGCUGGGCCAGUGGGCCAUUGGCUACGUCACAGCUGAGGGAAACAUCUUGCAGACCAUUCCACAAAACAAAUCCCUGUGCCAAGCACUUCUCGACGGCUAUCGGGAAGGAUUCUACCUCUACCCAGAUGGGCGCAACGUCAACCCCGACCUGAGUUGGGCCGUCCAGGCGACACCCGAAGACCACAUCAAGGUGACACAAGAGCAGUACGAGCUCUACUGUGAGAUGGGCUCCACCUUCCAACUGUGCAAGAUCUGUGCCGAGAAUGACAAGGACAUCCGCAUCGAGCCCUGCGGGCAUCUGCUCUGCACACCAUGCCUAACCUCCUGGCAGGAUUCUGAAGGCCAAGGCUGCCCCUUCUGCCGAGCAGAGAUCAAAGGGACCGAGCAGGUAGUGGUCGACCCAUUUGACCCGACGGGCCGAACAGUGCGCAAGACCGACCUGCAGAACUACAAUCACCCCAACAGCCUGGUUGACCUUGAUGACGAUGAGCCUUUCGAGGACCCAAACACGUGGACAUCGUCAUUACAAGCCCUGGCCCUUUCACCAAGAAGUGAAACAGCUGAUGGGAGCAGGUCAUGUAGCCGUUCUCCUCUGGUGUCACCACAUUCAUCCCCCAUGGUGACCCGUCGCAUUGCGACUACUGCACCGCCUCCCGUGCCACCACGGAGAGCAUCGCCCACGAACACUCCUGGGCAGUCACCCGGCACCUCACCAAGGCACCAAACCCUGUUUAGGCCUGGUACAGAUGAGUACAUCAAUGGGGGAGCACCUUCUCGAACCUCCAGUACGCCUCAAAGUUCACCCGAGAACUCCGGCACUAGUGUGACAUACUCAGAAGUCCAGCAUGACAUGGGCCUCUUCGCCAGGAGCUCGUGUUCAGGUUCGAGCUCCAACCCCGGCUCGGCCUCGAGCUCAAGCUCUGGUUGUUGCCUAGGUCCCCGACCUUCCUCCUCCUUCCCCCCUACCAUCGUCACUCUGGCUCCGUCACCGCCCAACACCAAUGGGACGUGGCCCGGUGGUGGAAACAGCGCACUCCUGCAGCGUGCACCCUCACCCCUGCCAGCGCCAAGCAUCCAUUAUGCCGAACUGGCUGAGCUGUUUGAGGAGCCCAGCUACGCCAACACAGAACUCAGCGCUGCUACUGGGCAUGCUGCAAUUCCUGUUCCUCGUCAAACAGAGUCGUCCUCUUUGGACUCCCUACUGUGUUCACCUCUCCCCGGAUCAGCGAAUGGAUCUGUGGGAACUAGCCAGAAAAUUGAGAAGAGGCUACGAAUGUUGAGACCACUCGGCACAAGUGCCCUGGAAAACAAGGAAAACGACCGAGUGAGCUACGAGAAUCUUCAUAUGGACUACAUAUCGGAGCUCACAUCUGAGGGCUACGCGCAGGACGCUGUAAUUCGCGCUCUGGGUAUCGCACGGAACGACUUGCAAAUGGCAAGGGAUAUCUUGCACGAAUUUGCCGGCAAGAACAAGUAAGGAGCCACGCGUCGCUUCUCUAGCAACAAAACUCAAGGAGACGGGACAUACGGACCUCUGCGUGCAAGAUGGCAUGUCUGAUCCAAGGGUGCAACGACUGGUGUGUUGCGACUUUGUGGGACUGAUGAACAAUGAAGUGCUGGGUUUCAACAUAACAGUGUUGUCGUUGACUGGAGAAGAGUGAGCCAAAGGUGUGUUACCUAGGAUGGAAACCUAGAUGACAUGCAAGGAAGGUUCAGAAGGAGUGUGUUCCUCUUCUUUUACUGGCCCCAAGAUAACACUCCUAUUUUUUCAGAACUUGAAGCUAGCCAUCCCAAUGUCUGCAAGUAGUGAACACCUGCAUUCAUGUUGUUUGUUGAAGGGCUUUACAACAUUUUCACAGCGUUAAGUUAGAAAGCUGGAAACAGUUUUUUUAGGUGAGUUUUUGUAGCUCUCUUUCUUUUCUUCCUUCUUUGCCAAAAAAGGCAAGGUGCAGUUAUGCAAGUUCAGUACUCCACCUACAAGUCUUUUUCUCUGGAAUGUAGUAUUAAUUCGCCUUCAACAAGGAACACUGGAGCUUAGAGCGAAUAAGUUUAUUUUUUAAACGUUUGCCGUUCGAAGUUCUGCGCAUGACGUUUGCAUGCUAGUCACUUUUUCAGACAAUGCAAAGUACAGAAGCAGGGCUAUUUUUUUUCUUUGCAUCUUUUUGUGAUCACGUUUUACAUAGUUUUGAAAGUCACAAAGGCUCAUUCUGAUUUUAUGUGCGUGCUUGUACAGCAUUUAUACAUGAGUGUUAUCAUAUCACAUUCAUAUUGAAUGUUUUUAAUUCAAGCGUUAGCAUUGUACCGCUAUUAGACGCUUCACCAGAGGCAGGGUUGGCCAGCCGUGUGUGGCUGCAACAAAUAUGCCCAAUGCAUAGGGCUGGCUCCCUGCAUCGUACUUCAGUAUGUUUUUAUGAAUACUGUGAUUUGAGCCGCGGCGAUAACUUAUUCCAAGGAUGCACGUGAUGCAAUUACAUAACCGUGUGGACAGCGUGCUGCGGGGCUCUUUGUUCUUGCCUGUCAUUAUUGUUUUUCCCCUUGUCAUUCUUCAGUAGCAUUGAUGAUUUUAUACCAUCCUGAUUUACAUUGGAUAUACUAUACAUCUGUCGCACGGCGCAGCCACUCGAGUUCAAACUGUACAUUGUACUUGUCGUCACCCUACGAGAUCUUGUAUAUUGUGGCAUUGAUCAACAGUUGCAAUUUAGACAUGCAUGGGAGACAAUAUCUUGCCUGCAUGACUAGUUUGGCUUUAAAUCCUUUGGUGUUUAGCAUGGUUUGUACAGUAUUAUGAGUCAUAGCCAACUUUGAAUGAUCGCAAUUCUUAUAAGUUGACGCAGAAUUCACUGCUAAAAAUAUUUAGGUUGUAGUACUGGUUAGAUAGAAGAGGUGAUCUCGAUAACCACCAUGCUAGUUGGCAUAGUUGAUCAAAGAAGCCCUGCACACUGUGUCAUUAGUAUGCAUGGGUAUUUAUUUAAUUCACGCUUUCUUUUAUUUGGAAGGGAAGAAAAUACGUAGGAAUACCUGUGUUUGUGCACGAGCUGGUAAUAAUAUAGAUAACUUUUAGUAAAGAGAAUUGCGUAGGUACUAUAAAGCCUUUAUGUCAAGCAUGAAAGGCCUUGUUGUAUCUGUUACAAGGUUGGGCUCCGCCAUGGAGCUCGUGUCUAAUAUAUAAUCACUCAACAUGUUGUACAGAAAAAAGACACGACAGUUUGACUGGUGACUGUAGUCAUCAAAACAAACAAAAAAAAAAUUGAGGUAUAAGUACAACUCUCAUGCCCAUCAGAUCAUUCGUUGAUAUCAUGCACAUCAUGGUCACUCUUGUACGCUUCUCUGGUGUGACGUUCCGAGAUUUGUCCCUUCACCCCUUAUUCAGCGUUAACGAACUUUCAGCUCUCCGUCUCGUAACAUAUUGUACGUGCGUGUGUGUGCAUGUUUAACUGUGUGUUCAGCUUACGAAAUCCUGAACAGUACGACGUUAUGUGUUACAUAGCAGGCUGUCUUACAAACGAAACGGGAUGUGGGUAGUCUGAAUUGGGCACCAAAGCAUACCUGCAGUGAGGAUAUAUGUCUCCUGAACUAUGUAGAGACCUCCUCACAUAAAAGCUAAACUGCAGCCUCUGCUGCAUAGUUAAUGCAACAUCUAUCCUGGAAUCAAUGAAAACUCAAUUAGACUAGGUGAAAGUCAAGCUUUGCUAUUAGGAUGGUUUUCUGUAUGUAGGGUUCUGCAUUUUUCACUUUCACCUUUUACAAAUUAAGCUUUUUCGUAUUUAUUUUUAGUAGUAUUUCUUGGAAGAGCACAUUUUCUGUUUCCUUUAUGAUAGCAUGGUUCCCACAAAAUCUAACAGUAGUUUCUCCUGUUGUUUGCUAAAUUUAUUUGCGUCUGAUUACUUGCGUGAAAAUCUACCUUUUUUUUCUUCUUUGAUAUGUGAAACCUAAAACACUUUUACUUAUUUGGCAUAUUGUGUGUUGUUUUUAUCAGGGACAAUUUUACACCCCUGUAUCGGAAGUGAUAAUGUCGAUGUUGUUAACACAAUAAUGGUUGUGGCAAAACACUUUUAUCGCAGACCAUGUGCAACCACCACUUGUAUUUAUCUUGUAAAUAAUCUAAAAAGGUGUGCUAACUCCAAAUUGUGGCAAUAAGCGUUGUGCCAUAAGUGAUAAGUUAACUGUUGUGUGAGGCAUGCCUAUACGUAGGAUUGAUUAAGCGCAACACACUUAAAACAUUAACAUUGUCAUUGACAAGUAUUUGUUCACCUUGUUUACAAGCAACACUGAAUUUUCAUUUAUCUAUUUUUCAUAGUUGGCAACUAAUUUAUGAUACCUAGAGGUAUGGUAUCAGGAGUAACAACUGUGAACUCAAGUGCUUCUUUGAUAAAUGAAUUGAAACGUUAUUUUAAGUGUGCACAUCUUUCAUGUAAUGAAACACCAAAGGAGGUUAACUUGCAAUGAGUUUGCCACACAUUUUAAUUAUUUUAUUUUUAGUACCAUCGGUACAUUCACAAUAUUCUUGUAUACUUACUGUUUUCGCUCAGAAAAAAAAAACCCAACUCUUAGAAAUGAUAAUGGCACACUUUUUUUCAGUGUUGUUUGUUCAUAGUUACCAAAGAUGCUGAACCCUACAUCUAUGACAACAUGAUCAGGAAUGAAUUUGACAAAUUUUGUAUCACGUUAGAUAGCUUUUUCUGUUAAUUAUGCUAAAAUAGGAGUGGUUUUCUCAGCCUGCACUGCAUGGUAUGGAGGUAGUGAAGCAAGUUGGUCUGUGGGUUUCUUGUCACCUUUGUGGAUUUGCGUGUAAUGGGGUGCCUACUAUCAUAGUACAUUAUAAAGGCUUGCAUAAAGAAUGCUGUAUGAUGUGCUUCCAUGAUUGAAAGGACACGUUAUUGAGUGAAGUUUGGUCGAGCGUAAAUGUCUGUGGCGGGCGUCGUGACAAAAGCACCGAAAGUGAUUCAUCAUCUUUCUUUUGCAAAGGCAAAACAGAGUGUUUCUAGGUUUGCUUCUUCUCGUUAAUGAAUGCUCUAAAUCUGGUCUCCAGCACGACCAAGUACGUUAUGUUGAAAUUACUUUAGUGCUGGAAAACUCAACGUGCACUCACAAGAAUUAAAAUAAAAUUGUGUGCCAACCCUUU
Messenger RNA from Rhipicephalus sanguineus (brown dog tick), 6022 nucleotides. It is a transcript of the gene Cbl, whose product is annotated as E3 ubiquitin-protein ligase CBL. NCBI's taxonomy places the organism in Eukaryota, Metazoa, Arthropoda, Arachnida, Ixodida, Ixodidae. Gene Ontology annotation, cellular component: plasma membrane; membrane raft. The transcript is spliced from 12 exons. Gene Ontology annotation, biological process: negative regulation of epidermal growth factor-activated receptor activity; cell surface receptor signaling pathway. The coding region runs from base 47 to 2377 and encodes 776 amino acids. Gene Ontology annotation, molecular function: receptor tyrosine kinase binding; phosphotyrosine residue binding; ubiquitin protein ligase activity. The record is from RefSeq and is a predicted model, not a curated record.